This is a messenger RNA of Microdochium trichocladiopsis, 681 nucleotides long. RefSeq lists its product as uncharacterized. The record is from RefSeq and is a predicted model, not a curated record. The transcript has 2 exons. NCBI's taxonomy places the organism in Eukaryota, Fungi, Ascomycota, Sordariomycetes, Xylariales, Microdochiaceae. The coding region runs from base 1 to 681 and encodes 226 amino acids.
AUGCCCACCUAUCUGUGCCACGGCUUCCGCUGGCACCGCAUGAGCAUCCUGCGGCACAUUGCCCGCAACGACCUCGAGGAUGCCGCCCUUCAUUGGAUCAUUGCCCCCCGCAGCAAGGUCCAGAUCGUCGAGAGCCUUCACGACAUGCUGGGAUUGUCCGCCGGUCUAGAUCAUGGAGAGGCUGACACGCUGGCCGCCGAGGCAGAUCGUCAGCCUCUCACGGCCAGCGCCGAGGCAGCGACCCUGCCAGCGAGUCUGCAACAAGAAGGCGACAGGGUCGAGGAGAGGGUCGACGACACCAUCUCGCCAGCUCUAGCGCCAGGAUCGUCGCCACCGCUACCCGAUAUCAUCUUGCUCGAGGAGUACGACCCAAGCGACCUCAAGACUUUUGCCGCUCCAUGGGCUUACGUGGCGGACUAUGCUGUCCGAGUGGACCGCUCCGUGUCUGUGCCAGCGGAGAUGAAGCGUUAUGAGGAGGCACAGAGCACAAGGGCCAUGGAAGGCCUCCAACUAGGAUCCACAAGGGCGGAGAAGGAGUCCAGGUCAUGGCUGACUUCGCUGCGUGACGAGGUUCAGGCUGAGGAGUGCAUAGAUUGGUAUAUUGUGGUGUGUGGCGACGAAGCCCGGGAUGUAUCUUCGGAAGGAGAAGAAGACGACAGCGAAGAGGGCUCGGUGGUCUAG